UCGCCAACGUCGCGCGUGUCCGCACGACUCUUUGAAAGCUCCGCGCCGCGUAAAUAACUUCGAUACAUUUCUACGAAAAAUAAUAACACUCACUUCUACUAACAGAGUUUAAUUUUAUUUGAACUAUAAUAUUUUUUAAUAUAUUUUUCGUGUCAUAUAAAGUUAGUGGAGCUUUAGUUUGGAUUUGAAUCUUUUUGUGCAUAUGUAAAGGAACACUGUCUUCGCACCUAAUCAUCAUCCAACACGGACUUGGAAAUUGAACGUAUUGAAUUGGACUAUACCCUCGGCCGAGUCUGUAAACGUGCUCGAUGAAAUGUAAACGAUAACGUGAGGACAUAAUAAUGAAUGUUUUGUUGAUAUAGUUUGAAAACAAUCGGUCGUCGGUGCUCGUGUGAUUCAAUUUUAUGCUUUGACUGGCGGCUUCCUGCAACUGCGAGCGGAAGUCACCGAUACGAAGACCGAGUGAAGGCAGUUACAAAUAGAAGCUCAGUUCACCACCAGAACGAUUUCUUCAACAAAUAUCAGAGCCAAGUAUAAAACAUAGAGCGGCGAGCCACGAGAUACCACCGCUUCCUGAGCAGCUGUGACCCUAUAACCUCGCGCAUCGACAAAAUGCGUUAUCACCGCACUACUACCAACUUAUUGACCGGGACGAAGGUUCCUUAUCAGUCGCACACGAAACCCGCCAACGUAAACAUGAACAUGAAAUAGUGAUGAGCUCAAUUAACGCGAAACGCUUGUGGACGAAUGAUGUGUGUUAAAUCCCUAAGAUGGGUGACCUGCUGCCGAGUAUACCGCGGAGUACGUUCGCGAGUGAGCUAGAUGGAGGCAACUACAGCUGGGAGGGGGAGGGGGUGAAGGAGUACGGGUCGGACGCGGAGUUAGCAGCCGUCGAGCUGUUCCGUGACUACCCGGAGCCGCUGCUGCGCUUCGCCUCCGUCUGCUGUGUUCUCUUCAUGCUGGUGGGAAUCCCUGGCAACCUCAUCACCAUCGUUGCGCUUGCGAGGUGCAAGAAGGUUCGCAACGCAACCGCUGUGUUCAUAAUGAACCUGUCAUGCUCCGACCUCCUGUUCUGCUGCUUCAACCUGCCCCUCGCCGCCUCCACCUUCUGGAGACGGUCCUGGGCUCACGGCAGGAUCCUCUGCCGAAUGUUCCCACUGGCGAGGUACGCCCUCGUCGCCGUGUCGCUCUUCACCGUCCUAGCCAUCACCAUCAACCGAUACGUCAUGAUCUCACACCCACGCCUCUACCCAAAGUUGUAUCGGCGCCAAUAUUUAGCAGUAAUGGUGGCCAGUACCUGGGCCUUCUCGUUUGGAGCACUGAUAGCAACGUGGUUAGAGAAAUGGGGCAGAUUCGGACUGGAUCCCACUAUAGGGUCGUGUUCAAUACUGCCCGACAAAAAUAGUCGAUCCCCAAAGGAAUUCCUCUUCGUGGGCGCUUUUAUGCUGCCAUGUUUGGCCAUAGUUAUAUGUUAUGCUAGAAUAUUCUGCAUCGUAAGAGAAGCCGCGAGAAAGUCUCGCGCUCCAGUUCGAGGUCGAUCUAGGCCGGGCUUAGAAGACUCCGCCGUAGGUUCAGCAUCAACGGCUUUAGAACGAUCGCCUGGUCCAGAAAAUGGGAUCAAUCAUGUUGCUCCGCCGAGGCGGGCACUACUUGCGCCUCCCGCCCUACACUGUCCUCCUACGCCUGGACCUGAACGCUCGUCAUCUUCUGGCGUAGAUACAUUAGAUGGACACGAUGAGGAAUGCGCUCUAGACGCAAAACCUAGGACUCCCAGUGGUGGCGAAACAGCUAAGCGGCUCCGGCAAGCUGCUGUUGCGCUGAGACGAUCGCCUGCCUCUGUCAGACCCCCUCGUCUUACUCCGAAAGAUAGAAAACUACUUAAAAUGAUAAUGGCAAUAAUGCUAUCAUUUUGGGUGUGUUACUUACCAAUAACUUUGACAAAGAUAUUUCGAGAGUUCACGUCGCACCCAGCAGCGAAUAUAGCGGGGUAUAUCCUGAUAUACUUGACGACGUGUAUCAAUCCUAUCAUAUACGUGGUGAUGUCGUCGGAAUACCGGCAGGCGUACAAGAACCUGCUGAUGUGCCGUCGCUGGGCGUGA
This is a messenger RNA of Helicoverpa zea (corn earworm), 2099 nucleotides long. RefSeq names its product G-protein coupled receptor moody-like. Gene Ontology annotation, molecular function: G protein-coupled receptor activity. Gene Ontology annotation, cellular component: membrane. The coding region runs from base 771 to 2099 and encodes 442 amino acids. The record is from RefSeq and is a predicted model, not a curated record. Lineage: Eukaryota; Metazoa; Arthropoda; Insecta; Lepidoptera; Noctuidae. The transcript is spliced from 5 exons. Gene Ontology annotation, biological process: G protein-coupled receptor signaling pathway.